AUGUCACCGACCGGUGGUCAAGGAGCCGCCAUGGCUUUCGAAGGCGCCAUUAUUUUGUCCCACACACUCGCAUUGCUCAACACCAAGAAGUCCAAUUCCCAAGAUCCUCUCAAGAAAUGGCAGACAGCCCGACAGAAACGAGCCACGAACAUCCUCCAAAUCACCAAGGGAGGUGAUAUGAGAAAUUGUUUACGGCGUUCCGUCCUGACCAAUACUCUGACUCUUCUGAGUACAUUGACUGUCCAGAAAGGAUGCUUCCCCAAUUCAAUUCGAGCACUGCAAGGUACGUUUUAG
Messenger RNA from Rhinocladiella mackenziei CBS 650.93, 294 nucleotides. RefSeq lists its product as uncharacterized. Lineage: Eukaryota; Fungi; Ascomycota; Eurotiomycetes; Chaetothyriales; Herpotrichiellaceae. Bases 1 to 294 code for a protein of 97 amino acids. The transcript is spliced from 2 exons. The record is from RefSeq and is a predicted model, not a curated record.